UUGCAGCUCGGGCACCGUACCCAUCAUGAAUGACACAGUAACCAUCCGGACCAGGAAGUUCAUGACAAACCGUCUGCUUCAGAGGAAACAGAUGGUCACUGAUGUCCUUCACCCUGGGAAGGCAACAGUACCAAAGACAGAAAUUCGGGAAAAGCUAGCCAAAAUGUACAAAACCACGCCAGAUGUCAUCUUUGUGUUCGGAUUUAGAACCCACUUUGGUGGUGGCCAAACGACUGGCUUCGGCAUGAUCUAUGAUUCUCUAGAUUAUGCAAAGAAGAAUGAGCCCAAACACAGACUUGUAAGACAUGGCCUUUAUGAGAAGAAAAAGAUGUCCCGAAAACAACGAAAGGAAUGCAAGAACAGAAUGAAGAAAGUCAGGGGAACUGCAAAGGCCAACGUUGGUGCUGGCAAAAAGCCAAAGGAGUAGAUCUGCGGUGACUUGAUUUGCUGUGGUGUGCAGAUUUCUGAGAGGACAAAUAAACUAAACAUUUAUGUAAAAAAA
Molecule: messenger RNA, 502 nt
Organism: Mesocricetus auratus (golden hamster)
Lineage: Eukaryota; Metazoa; Chordata; Mammalia; Rodentia; Cricetidae
Product: 40S ribosomal protein S24-like
Exons: 1
Coding region: 26-427 (133 amino acids)
Biological process (GO): translation
Cellular component (GO): ribosome
Molecular function (GO): structural constituent of ribosome
Source: RefSeq, a predicted model, not a curated record